AAGUAAGAGGUUGAAGGAUAAAAUUUGUUUCAAGAAAAAAUAAUUUAAGUUUUUGAGGCGGUUUCUCUCUCUAACCAUGGGAAAGAGGGGACGACCAUCGAAAACCACUGGGAAAUUCGACGGCGAUCCUCCAAAGUCGCCGGAUUUGCAAUCACAGAUACCGGAUAAGGAAGAACCUUCGUCCUCUAAUACAUUUCCUCCUGAUCUAGAAGAAAAGAAAGAUCCACAAAUUGUAAAUCUGGAAGACGAGGAACCAAAAUCCAAGGAGAAGAAGAGCUAUGCAGAAGUCGUGGGAAUUCAGGAGGAUCUCAAUUUCUCCCAAAAAUACAUCCCGAUUGAAGAAAUCGAAGGUCAAAGCAUUGUCCGUCUAACCAAGGAGGAUGUCAUAGAACCAGGUGGAUGGAAUUUAGAGGUUGUGCAAAGUUUAUUUUGCCCCAGAGAUAUGGACCAGAUCAGUAGGGUACCACUUCAACUAGAUAGUGAGGACAAAUGGUAUUGGGCAGGAGAGACACAUGUGGAGUACUCCGUCAAAGAGGCUUAUCGUCGAUUGGUUGGCGAAACUACGUCAACUCUUGGUUUCUCUCAAUGGGGUCAGAUUUGGAAAAUUCCAAUUGCUCCUAAAAUUAGAAUCUGCCUUUGGCGUACAAUUAGAAAUAUCCUUCCGGUCAAGGUGGCGUUGAUUACGAAAGGUAUGGAGAUCGAGAUUGAAUGUCCAGUUUGUGGUGGUGCUGCAGAAACCAUUGAUCAUAUAUUUCUUCAAUGUCCUUUGGCUAUUGAAGUCUGGAACUUAUUGGGAUGGUCCUGUCAUCUUGUACAGACAGAAUCAUUGGUUGAAUGGAUGGAAUACCAAUUUUCAAAGCAUUUUGUUAAGGAGCUUAAGUUGGUAGCCGGAGUUAUAUGGGCAAUUUAGAGAGCCAGAAAUAAGGCGGUUUGGGAUCAUUACAUCCCUUCACCGCAAUCUGUGGCAAGCUGGGUCAGAGAAGCCUUACUAGAUCCGCCAAACAGACCUGGUCAAAUUGGAAGACAUGAGUCGAUGCAAGUUUCCCCGAGAUCAGAGCACAAAGUCUUUCGAUGUUAUGUUGAUGCAGCCAUAUUCCCUUCAUCUAAAGAGGUCGCUUUUGGGAGCGUCAUCUUUAAUUCGGGAGGUUCCUUCUAUGCUGCUAUAAAUGGAAUGAUGCAAUGUCCUUUAGAACCGGUGAUGGCAGAGGCUAUGGCAUGUAGAGAAGCUCUUACCUGGGCUAGAGUUAACGAG
Messenger RNA from Cuscuta campestris, 1252 nucleotides. The record is from the annotation of a GenBank genome assembly. Lineage: Eukaryota; Viridiplantae; Streptophyta; Magnoliopsida; Solanales; Convolvulaceae.